Molecule: messenger RNA, 1639 nt
Organism: Lathyrus oleraceus (garden pea)
Lineage: Eukaryota; Viridiplantae; Streptophyta; Magnoliopsida; Fabales; Fabaceae
Product: CAAX prenyl protease 1 homolog
Exons: 14
Coding region: 135-1406 (423 amino acids)
Biological process (GO): CAAX-box protein processing
Molecular function (GO): metalloendopeptidase activity
Source: RefSeq, a predicted model, not a curated record
AUACUCUACUAUUUUGAAUUAAAAAAAAAGUUAUUUGCUUUUAUAUAUAAGUGAUUUCUCUGACUAAAAUUUGCGAUUUUCUCAUUCUCGGUUUCUUAAUAGCUAAGCUGAGUACAUUACCGACUCUGUCAGCCAUGGCGUUUCCCUACAUGGAAGCUGUUGUCGGGUUUAUGGUAUUUAUGUACAUUUUUGAAACUUACUUGGAUUUGCGACAACACUCGGCACACAAACUUCCUUCUCUUCCUAAGUCUUUAGAAGGAGUAAUCAGCCAAGAGAAGUUUGAGAAAUCUAGAGCCUAUAGUCUUGAUAAGAGCCGCUUUCAUUUUGUUCACUCGUUUGUGACAAUUGUGACAGACUCUACGAUUUUGUACUUUAAAGUAUUACCAUGGCUUUGGAAGAAAUCAGGAGAUUUUGUGACACUUGCUGGUCUCAAUGCAGAAAAUGAAAUACUUCACACCCUUGGCUUUUUAGCUGGUUUGAUGAUCUGGUCGCAGACAACUGAUUUGCCCUUUUCUCUGUACAAAACUUUUGUGAUUGAGGCCCGUCAUGGUUUUAAUAAGCAAACACCAUGGUUAUUCUUCAGGGACAUGAUAAAAGGCAUUUUUCUUUCCAUAAUAAUUGGCCCUCCUAUUGUGGCUGCAAUCAUUGUAAUAGUACAGAAAGGAGGUCCAUACUUGGCCAUCUAUCUCUGGGCAUUUAUGUUUGGUCUUUCUCUUGUGAUGCUGACUAUUUAUCCAAUUCUAAUUGCUCCACUCUUCAAUAAGUUCACUCCUCUUCCAGAUGGUCCACUCAGGGAGAAAAUUGAGAAACUUGCUUCCUCCCUCAAGUUUCCAUUAAAGAAGUUGUUUGUUGUUGAUGGAUCCACAAGAUCAAGUCACAGCAAUGCCUAUAUGUAUGGAUUCUUCAAGAACAAGAGGAUUGUGCUUUAUGACACAUUAGUUCAACAGUGCAAAAACGAUGAGGAGAUUGUUGCUGUUAUUGCCCAUGAGCUUGGACACUGGAAGCUCAACCAUACUGUGUUCACCUUCAUUGCCAUGCAGAUUCUUACACUCUUGCAAUUUGGAGGAUACACAAUAGUGCGGAAUUCAACUGAUCUGUUCCAAAGUUUUGGGUUUGAUUCACAGCCAGUUCUCAUUGGACUCAUCCUAUUCCAGCAUACGGUAAUCCCACUCCAGCAAUUAGUUAGCUUUGGUAUGAACCUUGUGAGCAGAUCAUUCGAAUUUCAGGCUGAUGCCUUUGCUAAAAAGCUUGGAUAUUCAUCUUCAUUGCGAGCUGGUCUUGUGAGACUACAGGAGGAGAAUCUGUCAGCUAUGAAUACAGAUCCAUGGUACUCCGCUUAUCACUAUUCUCAUCCUCCCCUUGUUGAAAGAUUGGCUGCACUUGACAUACCAGAUAAGUCAGACUAGUGCAAACAAAAACUAUAGAUGAAGAAGAGUAGCCAAAAUUCAUUGUAUGUUUUUAUGCAACUUGCAAUGAUUUGAAUGCUGUAAUAUGACAUUUGUGUUUAGUUGCUUGUUUUGCACACACCCAGUUAAGCCUCGCCGGUUUAUAAGUUAAUACAAUACAAUAUGUAGCGACGUUAUCAUAUGAGUAGUACUAUAUUGUAUAAGGCUUAUCUUUAUAAGGCUUAUCUUUUAAA